This is a messenger RNA of Fusarium keratoplasticum, 2055 nucleotides long. RefSeq lists its product as uncharacterized. Lineage: Eukaryota; Fungi; Ascomycota; Sordariomycetes; Hypocreales; Nectriaceae. The record is from RefSeq and is a predicted model, not a curated record. Gene Ontology annotation, biological process: SCF-dependent proteasomal ubiquitin-dependent protein catabolic process. The transcript has a single exon. Gene Ontology annotation, molecular function: protein binding. Bases 1 to 2055 code for a protein of 684 amino acids. Gene Ontology annotation, cellular component: SCF ubiquitin ligase complex.
AUGGACGUACACGAGAUAGCGUCUUCCGGCGCCGCGACGCCGGCCCUAGAAGGCGUAUCCACUCCGCCAGUGCCGGACAUGCCGGUCAAGGAGAAGAACCGUCACCGGCUGCUCCGACGGAUUCAACGGAUAUCUUCAUCACCUUCACUGACCAACUUGCGUCGCUCGAGGUCCGUUGGGAGCCCCUAUAGCACACGAAGCACACUCUCGUGUGUUAGUCUCGCCGCUGUUGGCCCACCUCAGACCCCCCACAGCGUCCGAUCUCCAACCCCACAAUCAUCGCCACUGGGGGUUUCCAACGCCUCGACAUUUUAUGCCCAUUCUUCUGGGGAGUUUCCGUUUGAGAGCAUCGAGAGUCAAUUGGGAAUCCGGAAGAUCGACAAUGGCACCCCGGUCACAACUCCAGGCACCGUGCCGCUCCCGUCUGAUCUCAGGGUGAAGCAAGACGUCCGCCCCGGCAUUAAGCCGAUCCAGAAGCCACCCUUCCGUUUCUGGGAGAGGAUGCCUUACGAGCUCCAAAUUCACAUCUUCUCCUUCUUCAGACCGAAAGAGCUGGUACGAACUUCUCGAGUCUCGAGGUCGUUCUACAAGGCCUGUUUCGAUGGCCAACUAUGGACAUCUCUUGAUGCCUCUGAGUUCUACCGAGAAGUCCCAGCCGAAUCAUUGGCCAAGAUUAUCGUCGCCGCGGGCCCUUUCAUCAAGGACCUAAACCUGCGAGGUUGUGUGCAAGUUGAGCACUACAAGCGCACAGAGGUUAUUGUCAAGGCGUGCAAGAACCUCAUGAAUGCAACCCUGGAAGGUUGCCAGAACUUUCAAAAGAAUACGCUUCACAGCUUGCUGCGAAGCAACGAGAAGCUGGUCAGUCUGAACUUGACUGGACUGACGGCAGUUUCCAAUACCUCUUGCAAGAUUAUUGCUGAAUCUUGCCCCCAACUCGAGAUUUUCAACAUUUCAUGGUGUGGCAGAGUGGACGCUCGAGGCGUCAAGGCGGUUGUUGAAGCUUGCCCAAAGCUGAGGGAUCUCCGUGCCGGCGAGGUCGGAGGUUUCGAUAAUUUGGCUGCUGCAAAGGCCAUCUUCAAGACCAACAACCUGGAGAGACUGGUUCUGAGCGGCUGCGCGGAGCUCACCGAUGAAGCUCUCCAAGUCAUGAUGCACGGUGUUGAGCCGGAGAUUGAUAUUCUGACCGACCAGCCAAUUGUUCCUCCUCGAAAGCUUCGCCACUUGGAUCUCAGCCGUUGUGCUCAUCUCACAGACGCAGGUGUAAAAGCCUUGGGUCACCUUGUGCCAGAUCUCGAGGGUCUGCAGCUCUCUGGCUGCAAGCUGUUGAACGACGAUGCCCUCGAGUCCAUUCUGGCUUCGACGCCUAGGCUAACGCACCUUGAGCUCGAAGACCUUGAGAAUCUCACAAACUCGAUCUUGUCCGAACAUCUAGCCAAGGCGCCAUGUGCUGACUCACUGGAGCACCUUUCCCUGAGCUACUGUGAGAAUCUUGGUGAUACGGGAAUGCUACCGGUUAUGGAACGUUGCACGAAACUCAGGAGUGUCGACCUGGACAAUACCAGGAUUAGUAACCUCGUCCUCGCAGAGGCAGCAUCCAUGGUUAUGAAACGCUCCGAACGAUCCAUGAAAGCAGGAACACGGCCGGACCUCACUCUCCAGAUGGUGGUUUAUGACUGUCAGAAUGUGACAUGGGCGGGUAUUCGAGAAGUUCUCUUCCGAAAUACUCAAGUCAAGCCUGUCGCAGGCCAGAGCGGCAGAGUGAGCUACCCGACUGAGGUGAUUGGAUUGAAGUGUUUCUACGGCUGGCAGAUGACGGUUGACGAGCACCAGAAGCGGGUUCUGCGGGGGGAUCUUGCAGCCGCAGGCCGCUUAGAGAGGAGAUGGGCAGAUUACAUGCAGGCUACCGAGGAAGCGGGCAUGACAGGUGCGGGCUACCGGAGACGCAGGCGUCGAGCCCGGGAGGCCCAAGCCCUCCAUAUGGACGAGGAAGACGGAGGCUUGGGUCCCACGGGUCGCCGGAGGGCUCGCACACUCGGAUCAUGCUCUGUCAUGUGA